Messenger RNA from Glycine soja, 2709 nucleotides. Its product is annotated as GTP 3',8-cyclase, mitochondrial-like. The coding region runs from base 1214 to 2416 and encodes 400 amino acids. NCBI's taxonomy places the organism in Eukaryota, Viridiplantae, Streptophyta, Magnoliopsida, Fabales, Fabaceae. The record is from RefSeq and is a predicted model, not a curated record. The transcript has 7 exons. Gene Ontology annotation, biological process: Mo-molybdopterin cofactor biosynthetic process. Gene Ontology annotation, molecular function: GTP 3',8'-cyclase activity; 4 iron, 4 sulfur cluster binding; cyclic pyranopterin monophosphate synthase activity.
AUUAUUGUUCAUGUGACUUGCUGAUUUUUUUUUUAAAUUUUUUCCCCAAUGUUUUAGGGCCAGCAAUCUAAUCUUGCAAAUUCAGUUAGAUGACUCCAAACUCCGAGCUCCACUAACACUGCAUUCUCUUGCUCUACCCUUAUCAUUGUGCCUUUGGUGUUUGAUGAAAGUGUUCAGUGAAGUAAAUACAACAUCAUUAGGAAAGCUCACUUGGGACAUUAUCAAGGAGAAACCAAAGUUGUUGAUAUUUUCCAGUCUAAAUACCUAAAGGGUGACUUAGUGCUUUCAAGGAAUAUCCCGGAAGCUCUUACACUUAGACUUCUAUUGUUAAAGCCAAGGAAGUCCUCCAAUCUGGCUUUCGUUUUCUUGUUGGGAAGGGCAACCUCUCUUUGUGGUAUGAUUGUUGGUUCAUUGAUGGUCCCCUAUGCUCCUUGGUUGACUAUGUCCACAUUCAGGACACUCAUCUUUCCUUGAAGGACAUAUUCGUUGAUGGAACUUGUAACCUGAAUAUGCUAGCAACUCCCUUGAAUCCUAGUUAUCUCUUUGAUCAGCCACACCUUCCUUUAAGGUCAUAGUGAAUCCAUCCUCCACCUUCUCAAGGAUCCUUCACUGUCCAUGGGUUUUGCCCUCAAGGGUUAUCUCAUUGGAUAUUUGUAGAUACUAUUGUUACAACCUUCAAUCGUGCAAGUUAGUUUCUUGUUUUCAUCUGUUUGAUUUUCUCGUUGAUAAAAAAAUAUUUUAAAUUUCAACAAUUUUCUUUUCACGGUAACAAGAAUCAAAUCUAAUAAUAUCUUAGUAGAUAUUACUCAAAUCUCCUCCUCACUUGGACCACACUAGUGGGUACAAUUUUCUGACAUAGGAUAAAAAAACUAGUAGUGGGUACAAUUCGAACCAACUAAUUCCUUGUGAAAAAUGUUUUUGAUCUUUCAAAGAAUAUUAUUUUAAUACUGAGGAUAGAAUAGAAUAUAAUAUAGUCGGCACUAGACGUUGUCAAGUCUCUCUCUCUCUCACAGUCACCUUAAUGUUAUCUGUACACUUCAGAACCAACACAACACAACAUCUCAAAACUCUCUCUCUCUGUCUCUCUUUCUUUCCUCGUAUAUUAUAUAGAUAUAUGUUCUGAGUCUUUGGUUUUUCGCCACCUUCAAGUGUGCCAUAAGAAAAUGGAAAAAAACUGUUGCAAUCAAAGUGAUUGAUUGUUUCACCAUCAACAAUGAGGCGCUACUUGUCAAAAUUAAUUCAUGGCCCAGUUGGCUUUAAUCCAUCAAAUUCCUUUCCGCAGUUGAAUUGUGAGAUGGGUUCCUACUGUGCUGCCAGAAGAACUAAUCGCCAAGCUUUGUUCAGUGGCAACAAUGAAUAUGCCACAAGAGCUUUUGCAACAACCUCUUGUGCUUCAUUGUCUGAAGAUCAGCCAAAGGAUAAUCCUGUCUCUGAUAUGUUAGUAGAUUCAUUUGGAAGGCUUCACACUUACUUGAGAAUAUCUCUAACAGAGAGGUGCAAUUUAAGAUGUCAGUAUUGUAUGCCAGCAGAUGGUGUGGAACUCACUCCUAGUCCUCAACUUUUAACAAAGACUGAGAUUCUGCGAUGCGCAAAUCUGUUUGUAAGCUCUGGGGUAAAUAAAAUACGUUUGACGGGUGGGGAGCCAACUAUUAGAAAAGAUAUUGAAGACAUAUGUUUGGAAUUGUCAAACUUGAAGGGAUUGAAGACAUUGUCCAUGACUACCAAUGGUAUUGCCCUGGCAAGAAAACUUCCAAAGCUGAAAGAAUGUGGGCUUAAUUCUGUGAACAUUAGUUUAGACACUCUGGUACCGGCGAAGUUUGAGUUUAUGACGAGACGCAAAGGGCAUGAAAAAGUAAUGGAUGCAAUUAAUGCUUCCAUAGACCUUGGAUUUAAUCCAGUUAAGGUCAAUUGUGUUGUAAUGCGUGGAUUCAAUGAUGAUGAAAUCUGUGACUUUGUUGAGUUGACGCGUGAAAAGCCAAUUGAUAUUCGGUUUAUAGAGUUCAUGCCCUUUGAUGGAAAUGUUUGGAAUGUCAAGAAACUUGUACCCUACUCAGAAAUGUUGGAUAAAGUGAUGAAACGGUUUACAAGCUUAAAAAGAGUUCAGGAUCACCCUACAGAUACAGCUAAGAAUUUCACAAUAGAUGGGCAUGAAGGUAGAGUUUCAUUUAUCACAUCGAUGACUAAGCAUUUUUGUGCUGGUUGCAAUAGAUUGCGACUACUAGCUGAUGGAAACUUUAAAGUCUGUUUAUUUGGUCCUUCAGAGAUUAGCUUAAGAGAUCCCCUGAGACGUGGUGCAGAGGAUGAUGAACUUAAAGAGAUAAUAGGGGCAGCAGUGAAGAGGAAGAAAGCUUCACAUGCUGGUAUGUUUGACAUAGCAAAGACUGCAAAUAGGCCCAUGAUACAUAUUGGUGGAUAAGGUAUCAUACAUUUAUAAAAUUACUUAUAUAUCAGGCAACCAGAGCAGCCCAGCCAGAAGCACCCUGAAUUUAGUAUUGGCUGAGAGCUUGAGAUCUUCUUUGAUUGUCAAUAUUACUCCUUGUAGAGUGACACAAUUUUUUCAGUUUUACCUAGGCAUAUAUUUUGCUAAAUGUUUGUGUCUAUUGGAUACACUGCAUCACUUGAACUCACAGCUGCAGUAUCAGUGAAUAAUGCAAAUUUGGACUUGGGCAUAUUUUUUUCUUACAAUAACAACAAUGAGCUUUGAAUCUA